UCUGAAAUUAUCCCUAUUAUUGUAUCAUCCCUUGCUCCAGAAAUUCGCCAUGCCACUGCUAGAGUAGAAAACAUUAGCAGGAUACCAAGUUUGCUAUCUUUUGUAGUCCGUAAUACUAAAUACCAGCAAGAAGAACUAAGAAAGAAUUGAGGAGACCGGUUUCCAUCCGCAAAGCAAAGAACUUCAGCACUCCACCUCUGUAUCUCUCCUUCUCUGGAUUCAAGCUUUUCACAGUACCAAAACAAAAUACUAUUCACUGGUUGCAAUAAGAGGACCUUGCAGUAAAGGUUGUUCUUCAGCUACUAAGAUAAAAGGCAGUCGUGGUUACAACAAAUGGAUGCAUUGAGGCUGCAGUCUUGGUUCUCACCUAUUAAAAUAAAAGGCAGAAAAGAUUCUUCUUCAUGCUAUGGUGAUCUCUCUAUGAGGAGAAAGAAACAGAACCAAACUCUUAUAUCAUCAACCUGGAUGUCUAUGAACAGCCUAUCCAGAUCGCCUUCAUGGGUUCAUGGGUUCAGAGAAUAUAGGUUAAAGACUACUAAAGCAGUGGGUGUAUCAGAGGCAGAGGAUGGGAGGGAGAAAGGAAGCAAAAAAUCUGGUGAAAAUUCUAUACCUGAUGAUGCCUUUGAUAUGGAUGAUGAAGAGAGGCAGGCAUGGAGGAAAAAAAUUAGGGAAGUGAUCAGUACGAACCCUGCCAUUGAUGAAGAGGUAGAUCCUGAUGAACGUAGAAAAAAGAUGCAAAAGCUUUUGGCGGAUUAUCCUCUUGUUGUUGAGGAAGAUGACCCCGAUUGGCCAGAAGAUGCUGAUGGUUGGGGUUUCAGCUUAGGUCAAUUCUUCAACAAGAUUACCAUUAAAAAUGUCAAGAAGGAUGAUGAUGACAACUAUGAUAGUGAAAAUGAAAUUGUGUGGCAAGAUGAUGAUUAUAUCCGUCCAAUUAAGGACAUAACAUCUGCAGAAUGGGAAGAGGCAGUGUUCAAGGACAUCAGUCCUUUAGCUGUUCUUGUACAUAACCGUUAUAAAAGACCAAAGGAAAAUGAAAAGAUUAGGAAUGAAUUGGAGAACGCUGUGCAUAUCAUAUGGAACUGCAGGCUACCAUCUCCAAGAUGUGUAGCAAUUGAUGGUGUUAACGAGCUUGGUUUGGUCUCUGCUCUACAAGUCUCUGUUUUCCCAGAGUUCAUAUUUAUUAAAGCAGGGAAAAUCUUACAUCGCGAGAAAUCAAUUCGAACGGCAGAUGAGUUGCCAAGAAUGAUGGCAUUCUUUUACUUUGGAGCAGCAAUGCCACCCUGUCUUAGUGGCAUUAAGAACAUUGAAGAAGAUAUUCCCUCCUAUAGUUCGAACAUGCGUGGAUUAACAGAAGUUACCUUAAAUAUGAAAGUUGAAGCAAAGAUCUGCCGCUCUGCUUCUUUAACCGUUCGAGGCGGUAUUAUCACCUACAUGAGUUGCCUGUUAAGAACUUCUUCCUGGUGUGGAUAUUCUCAUUUCAACAGCACAAAGUUCCCUUCCUAG
Molecule: messenger RNA, 1503 nt
Organism: Coffea eugenioides
Lineage: Eukaryota; Viridiplantae; Streptophyta; Magnoliopsida; Gentianales; Rubiaceae
Product: thioredoxin-like fold domain-containing protein MRL7L, chloroplastic
Exons: 7
Coding region: 334-1503 (389 amino acids)
Biological process (GO): chloroplast organization; regulation of DNA-templated transcription
Cellular component (GO): chloroplast stroma
Source: RefSeq, a predicted model, not a curated record